This is a messenger RNA of Vanrija pseudolonga, 1303 nucleotides long. It is a transcript of the gene PEX19-1, whose product is annotated as Peroxisome biogenesis protein 19-1. The record is from RefSeq and is a predicted model, not a curated record. Gene Ontology annotation, cellular component: peroxisome; peroxisomal membrane. Lineage: Eukaryota; Fungi; Basidiomycota; Tremellomycetes; Trichosporonales; Trichosporonaceae. Gene Ontology annotation, biological process: protein import into peroxisome membrane. The transcript has 4 exons. Bases 101 to 1240 code for a protein of 379 amino acids.
UCCUAGUCCAGUCCACGAACCAACACGAUUCGAAUUAUUUCCAUCAGAGAGUGCACCAUCACGCCGCUUGCAUUCGCCCCAUCAGUCACCCUAUACAGCCAUGGGCUCAGACCUCCCAGCCGGAUCAAGCAGCAAGCCGGCCGCCCCAGCAGCAGCGGCUGCUGCACCCGCCAGCGGGCCGUCGAGCUACCGCAGCCCACGUGUCGAGGACGAGGAGGACGAUGACGACCUCGACGACCUCGAUGACGUCCUCGACUCGUUCAACGCCCCGCCUAAACCCACUCUGGGGAAGCGUGCCCAGCCAGACCAGUCGCCCGCGUCAGCAGCAGCCCCCGCCUCUAGCUCGCUACGACCUCCUGCUGGUGCUGCUGCUGCCCUGGGCGCGGGCGCGGGCACGGGCCUGGGCGACCUCGACGAUGAGGAUUUCGAGGCCUCGCUCGUCGAGGGCAUGGAGGCGCUCCUGCGUUCGCUGGCGAACGAGCACCCACCGGGACCAGCAGCCGACGGCAAGAAGCUCGACACGCCGAGCAAGAAGGCCGUUGACGGCGCCCCUGGCCUGAGCUCGGAGGAGGAGGAGAAGGCGUUCCAGCGGGCCAUCGAGAUGAUGCUCUCCAACGAGGGCAUCGAGGCGCUCGGCAUCGACGACAAGGCCAAGGCUGGCGCGUCGGCACCCUCGCCGCGCCGUGCACCGGCCUCUGGCGGUGCCGCCGCUGGACCAAGCGCCGCUCGCGCAACGAGCUUUGAGGAGACGAUCCGCAAGACGAUGGAGUCGAUCAACGCUGGUGGUGCGAAUGUCGGUGCUGGCGGUGACGACACGGACCUCGCUGCGCUGUUGAGGCAGCUCGGCUCGGACCCGUCGGCGCUUGACGGCCUCGGCGACGAGGACGACGACCUCGGAGGCCUGCUCGACGGAAUGAUGGCGCAGCUUAUGAGCAAGGAGGUGUUGGAGGAGCCAAUGGCUGAGCUUGCUGCGAAGUACCCCGAGUAUCUCGCCAAGCCGCCGUCGACCGCCACCCCCGCCGACCUGGAGAAGUACCGCCAGCAGCACAAGCUGGUUCAGCAGAUUGUCGAAACGUUCAAGAAGCCCGGCUACACCGACGAGCGCGACGGCAAGGAGGUUGCGCGCCUCGUUGGCGAGAUGCAGGACCUCGGCGGCCCUCCCACCGAGAUCAUGGGCGACCUGCCAGAGGGCUUUGACUUUGCCAACCUUGGAAACGACGAGCAGUGUGUGAUUAUGUAGUGGGGAUGUGGGGUAAUAGAUGGUCGGUGCCACAGCAGUCAUGUCACAUUGCACAAAUCUGGG